Messenger RNA from Talaromyces marneffei, 2079 nucleotides. RefSeq lists its product as uncharacterized. NCBI's taxonomy places the organism in Eukaryota, Fungi, Ascomycota, Eurotiomycetes, Eurotiales, Trichocomaceae. The record is from RefSeq and is a predicted model, not a curated record. The transcript has 5 exons. Bases 1 to 2079 code for a protein of 692 amino acids. Gene Ontology annotation, biological process: carbohydrate metabolic process.
AUGACACCAUUCUUUCUGGUGUCGUUACUCCUGGCUUCAUUGCCAUCUAUCAGGGCUGAGUCGACUUUCUCUCCAGCUCGUCCUCCAGCUCAGCCGCUCGCUGUCAAGUCUCCAUACUUGAGCGCAUGGCAGAGCGCUGGAAGCAAUGGCGGUAAUGGUGGUUACCUUGCUAAUCAAUGGCCGACAUUCUGGUCUGGACAGAUUCUUGGCUGGGCUGGCCUGAUCAAAGUUGAUGGCAUCGCGUACGGCUGGAUGGGAGUUCCCGCGGAUGUCUCUUUUGUAAACCAGACUUCUUACACUUAUACAAGUACAUCCAGCAUCUAUGUACAGACUGUGGAAGAUAAACUACAGAUAAAAGUUACAUUCCUGUCUCCUAUAACCCCCAAUGAUUUUCUACGGCAGUCGCUCAUCUUCUCCUAUAUGACUGUCGAGGUUGUGUCUUUGGAUGGCAGCGAGCAUAAUGUUGCAUUGUACACGGAUAUUUCUGCUGAAUGGGUUUCGGGUGACCGUAGUGUCGUUGCACAAUGGGACUAUGGCACCAAUGGGGAUUUGUCAUAUCAUAAAGUCUACCGUCAGACGAAACUAGCAUUCUCAGAAGUCAGCGAUCAGACUGAGUACGGAAACUGGUGGUAUACCACCACUUCGGACAGUGGUUAUACUUAUGGAUCCGGAUUCGCUGAUGAGGUUCGAGGCCAAUUCAUUAAAUAUGGUGCUUUAACCAACAACGUGGACAGCAACUACCGUGCUAUCCGAGACAGAUGGCCUGUUUUCGCGCAUGCAUUUGACUUGGGGAGCGUGGGAACUACAUCAACUAGCCGCUUGUUCUCUAUUGGUCUCACCCAGGAAGAAGCUAUUCAAUUUGAUGGUGCCGAUGGCGUUGUUCCCUUGCCUUCAUUCUGGCUCCAGUACUUCUCUGACGAAAUCUCCGCCAUGUCUUUCUUCCACAAUGAUUACGAAACCGCCAGCUCACUAUCUGCUGACUUGGAUGCUAAAGUGUUGUCGGAUGCAUCGGCCAUCAGUCACGAUUAUGCUAUUAUUGCGACUUUGUCUCUCCGACAGGCCUUUGGUGCGACUCAGCUCGUCGGUACCAAUCGAACACAAUAUCUUUUUCUCAAGGAAAUAUCUUCUGAUGGCAACGUGAACACUGUUGAUGUCAUUUUCCCGGCUCAUCCUGCUUACCUGUAUACCAACCCAGCCCUGUUGAGACUUGUCAUGGCUCCACUCUUUGAGAACCAAGAAGCUGGGCAAUAUCCCAACCGGUGGUCGAUGCACGAUGUUGGCAGUCAUUAUCCCAACGCUACCGCUCACCCUGACGGCAGCGAUGAGCAGAUGCCUCUUGAAGAGUGUGGUAACAUGCUGAUCAUGUCACUUGCUUAUUACCUGGCUUCUAAGGAUCUCGAUUUCCUCAAGUCACACUACAGGCUGCUCGAUCAGUGGACGCAGUUCUUAGUUGACGAAGCCCUCUAUCCGGCCAACCAGAUUUCCACCGAUGACUUUGCUGGUUCACUUGCGAACCAAACGAACUUGGCUCUCAAGGGAAUGAUUGGCAUCAAGGCCAUGUCCGUCAUUGCUAGUGUUACCGGAAACCACACCAGUGCUGCCAACUACAGCUCCAUUGCCGACGAUUAUAUUACCCAAUGGCAAACUUUAGGAAUCAACAGCGCUGCAAAUCCGCCUCACAGUACCUUGUCCUAUGAUUCCAGCGAUUCUUGGGGUCUUUUGUACAACUUGUUUGGCGAUAAGGAGCUUGGAUUGAACCUCGUCCCUCAAUCUGUCUAUGAUAUGCAGAGCAAUUUCUACCCGACUGUGAAUGCCAAGUAUGGAGUGCCGCUAGAUACUCGUCACUCUUACACCAAAGGUGACUGGGAAGCAUGGGCAGCAUCAAUUGCAAGCGAGACCACCCGCGACAUGUUCUACUCCGACCUCGCAUACUGGAUCAACAAUACCCCUACUAACCAUGCUCUUACCGAUCUGUAUGACACUGUUACUGAUGACUACCCCGGUAUUUUCUUCAUCAACAGGCCUGUCAUGGGUGGCGUGUUUGCCCAGCUUGUCCUGGAAAUGGGUCUUUCUCUAUAG